GAGGUCUCCCCAGAGCGCAGAGCGGCCUGCGGACCUUUCUCAGGGCUGUGCUCGGCCCCAGUCUUGUUGGCGAAGGGGGCUGUUCCCUUUUUCCCUCCCUGCCUGCCCCCAGCGGAGAAAGAGAGCCGAGCGAAGGAGAAACUGCAGGCUGCCGGACGGGGCCAAGCCGGGAGAUUGUUGGUGCGCGGAGACAGCGCGCUGGCCAAAGGCGGGCACCGGUUCCUCCUCCUCCUCGCACCGUCAAGCGCCAGGGGAAACUUGCCUGCGUGCAGCCUGCAGGAAGCUGUCACAGGGACCACCGACGGCAGCGAGGCGGAAAUAUGCUUUGAAAGGAUAUCAAAGAUGCCAUGGCCUGUCUUACAAUAACAGAGAUGGAAGGACCGACAUCACCUGCUGUUCAUCAGAAUGGAGCAUCAGCAGGGCCAGCCCUUCACAGCCGAGGAGAAAGCGCUGCUUGAGGGUUUUAUGUUUAUUAUUCCCAGGGAAAGUGGAAGGCGAUUAUCUGCAGUUUCCAGCUGGACAAUAUGUUGCGGAAGAGCUCUGUAUGGCUGCCUGUAAGGCUUGUGGAAUCUUGCCAGUCUACCAUAACAUGUUUGCAUUAAUGAACCAGGCAGAUAGAUGUUGGUAUCCUCCAAACCAUACUUUCCAAACAGAGGGAUCAGCUAGUGACACCGUACUGUACCGAUUAAGGUAUUAUUUCCCUCACUGGUAUUCUAAUGGCAGUACACAAGCAUAUCGGUAUGGUGUUUCUCGGGGCACAGAGAGUCCUAUUCUUGAUGAUGUAGUCAUGUCUUAUUUGUUUGCCCAGUGGCGAGAAGACUUUGUCCAUGGAUGGGUAAGGAUGUCUGUUUCUCAUGAGACACAAGAAGAGUGUCUUGGCAUGGCUGUUCUAGAUAUGAUGAGAAUGGCUAAAGAAAAGGACCAAACUCCAUUGGCGAUCUACAAUUCUGUCAGCUACAAAAUGUUUUUGCCCAAAUGUAUCAGAGAAAAAAUCCAAGACUAUCACAUUCUAACACGAAAAAGAAUAAGGUAUAGGUUUCGCAAGUUUAUCCAGCAGUUCAGCCAAUGCAAAGCAACUGCCAGAAAUUUGAAACUGAAGUACCUUAUCAAUCUGGAAACUCUCCAGUCUGCCUUCUACUCCGAAGUGUUUGAAGUAAAGGAGCCUGGCAGAGAGCAUUCAGAUGAAGAGAGUUUUGCAACCAUUGUAAUAUCUGGAAAUGGAGGAAUUCAGUUGUCUAGAGGGAAACAUAAAGACAGUGAAAUGCUGGCAGAACAGAACCUACAGACCUACUGUGAUUUUCCUGAUAUCAUUGAUGUCAGUAUUAAGCAAGCAAGCCAGGAAGGUUCCAGUGAGAGCAGAAUUGUUACCAUUCACAAGCAGGACUCAAAUAAUCUGGAAGCAGAAUUUCAUUCAUUAAGAGACGCUCUUUCUUUUGUAUCGUUAAUUGAUGGCUAUUAUAGAUUAACAGCAGAUGCUCAUCAUUACCUCUGUAAAGAAGUAGCUCCUCCUUCAGUGCUUGAAAAUAUCCAGAGCAAUUGCCAUGGGCCAAUUUCUAUGGACUUCGCAAUCAAUAAACUGAAGAAGGCUGGUAAUCAGACUGGGCAUUAUGUCCUUCGCUGCAGUCCAAAAGAGUUUAAGAAAUAUUUUCUGACUUUUGCUGUGCAGCGGGACAACAUCACUGAUUACAAGCAUUGCUUAAUAACCAAAAGUGAAAAUGGAGAGUAUAAUCUCACUGGCACAAGAAGAAGCUUUACAAAUCUCCCAGAUUUGUUGAAUUGUUACCGCACAGAAACUGUACGAUCAGACAGCAUAAUUUUCCAGUUUACCAGAUGCUGUCCACCAAAGCCAAAAGAUAAAUCCAACCUCCUAGUUGUCAGAAGCAAUGGAGUGUCUGAUAUACCAACAUCGCCUACCUUGCAGAGGCACAAUAACAUCAACCAAAUGGUCUUUCACAAAAUCUCCAAUGAAGACUUGAUAUUUAAUGAAAGCCUUGGGCAGGGUACGUUUACUAAGAUUUUCAAAGGUGUGAGGAAAGAAGCGGGAGACUAUGGCAAGGUGCAUGAAACUGAAGUCCUACUGAAAGUUCUGGAUAAAGUUCACAGGAACUACUGUGAGUCUUUCUUUGAGGCAGCAAGCAUGAUGAGUCAGCUGUCUUACAAGCACUUGGUAUUAAAUUAUGGCGUUUGCGUCUUUGGAGAGGAAAAUAUUCUUGUACAGGAGUUUGUAAAGUUUGGAUCGUUGGACACUUAUUUGAAAAAGAAUAAAUAUUCUAUAAACAUUUUGUGGAAACUGGAAGUUGCCAAGCAGCUAGCAAUGGCCAUGCAUUUUCUGGAAGAUAAAAGCCUUGUUCAUGGGAAUGUAUGUGCAAAAAAUAUUUUGCUUAUCAGAGAAGAAGAUAGGAAGUCGGGGAACCUUCCUUUUAUCAAGCUUAGUGAUCCCGGAAUCAGCAUUACAGUGUUGCCCAAAGACAUUCUUCUUGAGAGGAUACCCUGGGUUCCACCCGAAUGCAUAGAAAAUCCCAAGCAGUUGAGUUUGGCGACAGAUAAAUGGAGUUUUGGGACCACUCUGUGGGAAAUCUGCAGUGGGGGAGACAAGCCUCUCAGUGCACUGGAUUCUCAGAGAGUAAGAAAACUACAGUUUUAUGAAGAUAGGCACCAGCUUCCUGCUCCAAACUGGACAGAACUGGCCAAUCUAAUAAAUAAUUGCAUGGAUUAUGAACCAGACUUUAGGCCUUCAUUCAGAGCAAUUAUACGUGAUCUUAACAGUUUGUUCACUCCAGAUUAUGAACUAUUGACAGAAAAUGACAUGUUGCCAAAUUUGAGAACUGGUGCAUUUGGAUUUUCUGGGGCUUUUGCAAGCAGAGAUCCGACACAUUUUGAAGAGAGACACCUCAAGUUCUUACAGCAGCUUGGCAAGGGGAAUUUUGGCAGUGUGGAGAUGUGCCGAUACGAUCCACUUCAGGACAAUACUGGGGAGGUAGUGGCUGUUAAAAAGCUGCAGCACAGCACAGAAGAACAUCUGCGGGACUUUGAAAGAGAAAUUGAAAUUCUCAAAUCCCUGCAACAUGACAACAUUGUCAAGUACAAAGGAGUCUGCUAUAGUGCUGGUCGAAGAAACCUGAAGUUGAUAAUGGAAUAUUUACCCUAUGGAAGUUUACGUGACUACAUCCAGAAACAUAGAGACAGACUGGAUCAUAAGAAACUCCUGCAGUACGCCUCACAGAUAUGCAAGGGGAUGGAGUAUCUGGGCACAAAAAGGUACGUCCACAGAGAUCUCGCAACACGGAAUAUCUUAGUGGAGAAUGAGAGCAGAGUUAAAAUUGGAGAUUUUGGCUUGACAAAAGUUUUGCCUCAGGACAAAGAGUACUACAAAGUUAAGGAGCCAGGCGAGAGCCCUAUAUUUUGGUAUGCUCCAGAAUCACUGACAGACAACAAGUUUUCUGUGGCCUCAGAUAUGUGGAGCUUCGGUGUAGUUCUAUAUGAACUCUUCACAUACAUAGACAAGAACAAAAGCCCUCCAGCGGAGUUCAUGCGCAUGAUUGGCAAUGAUAAGCAAAACCAGAUGAUCGUGUUCCAUUUGAUAGAGCUUUUGAAAAAUAAUGCACGGUUGCCAAGACCUGAGGGGUGCCCUGAUGAGGCUUAUGCCAUCAUGACAGAAUGCUGGAAUAAUAAUGUGAGCCUGCGACCCUCCUUUAGGGACCUUGGUCUGCGAGUGGAUCUCAUAAGGGAGAGCAUGGGCGGAUGAGACUGCUGGAAUUCAUCUAGAGAGACACACUGGCAUAGAGAACAAAUGUGUUCUGGGUUCUUUGGAUGGCUGCAGAUGAUUGACUUCCUGUGCACUGUCAUGUGCAUUCAUUUCUUCUGAGGACAGAGACUGUCGGGAAUCAUCACAUCCAAACUUGCAAAUGAUGUGGACAAAUUCUGCUUGUUUCUUCAUUAAGAAUACUAAAAUGACACACCAAUGGAAAGGACGUUGGCUGUCUGAAAAGCAAAAUAGCAUAAUAUAUGGUCAGUCUGCAAUCACCAUGGUUUGCCUUCUAGGGUCAUAGAUCAAUUCUGCCAAAAAAAAAGAAGAAGUCAAGCAGAGAAGGUAAUGGAAGGAUAAGAAAACUAAAUGUAGAGACUGAGGAUUUGUCUACAUAAUGGCUGCCUUGGGUGGCUGCUCAAAUGAAGGUGACAUUAUAAGCAUCUGACUCGUCGUACUUCGUUGUGUUGGAAACAUCUUGGGUCCAGUUUGACAGCACCGCUAAAAGUGUCUGUGUUAAGUUGCUUCCUUUUAAGAAGGGCAAAUAUUCGCACUUAAGACAACAUACCGAACUGUAUGGAAAUAUAGAGAUUCAGAGUCACCCUGUACUACACACUGUUGCUGUUUGUGGAGUCUGUCUUGAUUUCCCCUUGUCUGUUUUCCUACCAUAAAAGGUGGCUGCUUCCCAGACAAAGCUACUUUUCAUCUAAUUGACAGAUAACACAAUUGAUUUUGCCUAAAUAUACAUUUCUCUGGAUAAUUAGUGGCUAUGCAGUUAUCUAGAGUUUGAAGAAUUUUUUUUGAACAUACAGUUGAAGUGUGUGGCAGAAAAGCACAAUCCCUACCAAUCUAUGGUGACAAGAGAAGGAAGCCGCUUGACUGAGCAUGAGGUUGGCCUGCAGGUCACGGAAGAGGCCACUCCUGGUGCCGACAAGAGGAUUUGCUGGAGCCUUGCAGCCAUUCAGAAUAGAGUGUCAGAUGCGAGAUGUGUAGGUCUGUUCUCUGCAAACUGACAGCAGAAAAAAAGAAAACCCAGGAGGCAUCAUAAAUGUUUUCCUCGCUGAACAAAGAGAGGCUUGGCAUUCUUAUCAUGCACUGCACAAGGGCUUGUGUUUUAUGAAUGGGGUUAUAUAGUUUUUUAAAAUGUCCAAGCCAUAAUGGCUUCUCUGUAGAACAAGUCAAAUGUAUAUUUUUGGAUAGUUUACAAAGCAAUUUUCUAUGUGCCUGUCUGAGUCAAUCACUGGCCAGCAAUGUAAACAGAGAUAAAGAUUAAGGCAGAGUGAUGUACUGUAUAUAUUUUUAAGGAAAGGGAUCAAAUUAUAUAUUUUUCCAAAAAAAAAAAAACCAACUGCUGAAAAUUUCAUUUUUAAAUGAACAAGUAUAUAAUCAUCUAUUUUCUUAUAUUUAUGUUGUGGAUGUGUUACGUUCUCUCUGUCUGUCUCCUAAAGCUAAACAAAUUUGCAAGCAUUUUGCAGCUUAAACUUUUCCACAUUGGCAAAAUUUUCCUUGCCAGUCUUAUAAAAUAUUUCAGGUUUGCUUUUUCCAUAUUUGCAGGGUGAGUUAUUCAAACAGAAACAGAAAUUAUUAUUCUAAUGUAGCUAAGAACCAAGAGGGCCCAAGAGAGUACAUUUAGGCUUGAACAUUGGCUUUGUGUAGCAGCAGCCAUGUGAUUCUGUUUGCUUAAUUUUUUGGAGUAAUUUGUCAAAUAAACUGAAGUUUAGUGCAGUUCCACCAGACCCAGGCUUUGUGAUGCAGAUAAUUUUUUUUCAAGGAAAGGUACAGAGUAGCUAGUAGUAGUACCCUUGGCUGUUCAUUUGCGGCUGGAAGUUUCCAAGCUGUCCCUAAAAUUCAGUGGAAAUGGAUUAUGCUGUAUAAUUUGCCUUAUUACACUGCUUAUCCAAUCAGGUGUACUUUAGAGGCAUAGCUGUCCUUUUAAGCAAAUUUGUAUUCAAGUGUAAUUCUUACUUGAUCCAAAGAGAGAGUUGGCGGAACAGGACAACUGACACAAGCAUUUGUGAAACAUUCCAAACUUCACAAAUGCGUGAACCGGUUGCCUUGAUGGCACUAUGCCAUAAAUCUCAUAGUCUAUGUGUGUAUUUCAAACAAAGAGGGUAUGUGUAGUGAUGUAUAGGAUGAAAAAGUACCACAAAAAAGUUGCAAAUAUUUAUCUGGUGAGCAUCAUCAUUCGACUGUGCUGUGUAGUAGACUCCAGUGAAUGUGUUAGAACCAGCACUAGAACUGGCCUGUGGCUUUAAUGCAUACAUUAAGUUCUACUUCCAUCCUUACAGGAAUUACCUUGGUCUCCCUUACAAAUAGAAGUAUACUUCAUCUGAAAAUGUUUGUAAAGGGAAGUGGGAAAUGCCUAGCUGGAAAGGGAUCACACAGUCGGUCUUGUAUGCUGUAUUCACACAACACUUUUGUUGAUGUUUAAGAGUAGGGAGUUAUGCCAAGCAGCUGGAUUGGGAAGAGGACAGAAGCCAGGGUCAAAAUUGAACAUGGCUGCAUUCUAGAUUUUCAGAUAGCAUUUUAAGAGGCAAGGAAAGCAAUAUAAGGUAUCAAGACAAACAAAUGUAGCAGUAUGACACUAAUGGGAUGCAUCUAUCUUAUAAAGGAUUUUUAUGUUCUGUGUAAAGAAAAAAACUCAGGGAAGUUUUUGAAAUACAAUGUAGAGAUCUUCCAUAGUACUGUUUUCCCCCUAUGUAAAUAAAAGCCUUUGCUUGUUCUAGUAAAACUUGUCAAUUUUCUUCAGUUGAAUGCCAAUUUACAAGAAGAUAGACUUCUGAAGUUUUGUAUUUUAGAGACCCCCCACCUUUAUAUCUUUUCCAGUUUUUCAGGAAGUUGUGUUUUGUAUAUUGCAAUUGAUAUUUUCAUUAGGCUGGGACUAAGUAGCUCAUAGUUUAAAUGGAAAUUUGGAUUCCAGUUAGGAUAAAAAUUUAAAACAUUCAGUGGAAGAACAAUACUUCUGUCUUCAUUAUUUAAACUCAGUGCCCCCCCCCCCCCAAAUUCCCUGCCCCUGAAUUGGGACACCUGCAGAUAUAAUUCCUUUAACUCAGUAUAUGUUAAAAUGCAGCUACUUUUGGUUUUUAAAGACAUGGUCAAAAGGUAGUCGUGGACUAUUUGAAAUUUGUAAAGGAAUUGAUAUCCUCAUGCUUGUGCCUAACAUGUUUCUGCAUGAUUGUGGAGACUUUCCUAAAUUUUACUUCCAGUUGCAGUAUUGGACUCUGCCUAGUGGUUCCCCUAACCUUGAAGAAAAGCUCUUAGAGUAAUACAGAGGCUGUGGAAUGUGUGUGUGGAAGGAAGGAAGGAAGGAAGGAAGGAAGGAAGGAAGGAAGGAAGGAA
This is a messenger RNA of Sphaerodactylus townsendi, 7084 nucleotides long. It is a transcript of the gene JAK2, whose product is annotated as Janus kinase 2. Lineage: Eukaryota; Metazoa; Chordata; Lepidosauria; Squamata; Sphaerodactylidae. Gene Ontology annotation, cellular component: cytoskeleton; membrane; cytosol. Gene Ontology annotation, biological process: cytokine-mediated signaling pathway; intracellular signal transduction; cell differentiation. The transcript has 24 exons. The record is from RefSeq and is a predicted model, not a curated record. Gene Ontology annotation, molecular function: non-membrane spanning protein tyrosine kinase activity; ATP binding; cytokine receptor binding. Bases 545 to 3745 code for a protein of 1066 amino acids.